Condylura cristata (star-nosed mole) is the source of this 2403-nucleotide messenger RNA. It is a transcript of the gene SLC33A1, whose product is annotated as solute carrier family 33 (acetyl-CoA transporter), member 1. The record is from RefSeq and is a predicted model, not a curated record. Gene Ontology annotation, molecular function: acetyl-CoA transmembrane transporter activity. Lineage: Eukaryota; Metazoa; Chordata; Mammalia; Eulipotyphla; Talpidae. Bases 441 to 2090 code for a protein of 549 amino acids. Gene Ontology annotation, cellular component: membrane. The transcript has 7 exons.
UUCCUGAAGUGCGGGGCAGGAAGCUAUCUGGAAUCUCUGGAGUCUUGUGCCUCGAGUGCUGCCUGCUGCUCUGGUGGAGGCGAGAACUGGAGGCGGCGGGUCUGCAGACUGGCUGUUCUGUCCGGCCGCAGCUCGGGGCCGUCCCUAUCGUACCACCACGGCCCCCUCCUUCAGCCCCGAGCCUGACGCGGCCGCCCGGGGGCCUCCUGCCAGCUCCUUGACGCCGCUCCACGGGGCGCCUACCUGGGCAUCGCCUGGACCUCCAGCCAGAGAACUGGCUUCUAGCUUCCGUGAGAAGCUGCCUUGUCACCCCGCGCCCUGUCCCCCUCCCUGAGCCAUCGAGACCCCGGUCCAGAGCUACAGCCUUGGACCUGGGACUAGCCGGAUCCAAGACGCUAAGCCCCGGCCCCCCACAGACCGGACUCUGCAUCGUAUCAGAUAUGUCACCCACCGUUUCCCACAAGGACAACAGUCGGCAGCGACGGCCUGGGACGUUCAACCACUCUUUGGACUUGAAGAGCGGGCCUCAGCCGCUGGGCGGCUGGGAUGACAGUCAUCCGGACUUGGUGGGCGGGGAAGGGGACAGAGAAGCCCUGCUGCGGGAUGCUGGCACUGGUGAUUUCUCCAAAGCCCCUCUGAGCUGCCGAGCGGAAUUAAGCAGCAUUUUGCUGUUGUUUUUUCUUUAUGUGCUCCAGGGCAUUCCCCUCGGCCUGGCUGGAAGCAUCCCACUCAUUCUGCAGAGCAAAAAUGUUAGCUAUACGGACCAAGCUUUCUUCAGUUUUGUCUUUUGGCCCUUCAGUCUUAAAUUGCUCUGGGCCCCGCUGGUUGAUGCCGUUUACUUUAAGAGCUUCGGUCGUCGCAAAUCAUGGCUCGUGCCUACCCAGUAUAUACUGGGGCUCUUCAUGAUCUACUUAUCCACCCAGGUGGACCGUAUGCUCGGGAAUACUGAUGGCACAGCCCCCGACGUGGUGGCGCUCACUGUGACGUUCUUUUUGUUUGAAUUCCUGGCUGCCACUCAGGACAUCGCUGUGGAUGGUUGGGCGUUAACUAUGUUGUCCCGGGAAAACGUGGGUUAUGCUUCUACUUGUAAUUCAGUGGGCCAGACAGCGGGCUACUUUUUGGGCAAUGUUUUGUUUUUGGCCCUAGAAUCUGCGGACUUUUGUAACAAAUAUUUGCGGUUUCGGCCUCAACCAAGGGGAAUCGUUACUCUUUCAGAUUUCCUUCUUUUCUGGGGAGCUGUAUUUUUAAUAACAACAACUUUAGUUGCCCUUCUGAAAAAAGAAAACAAGGAAGUGUCAGAAAAAGAAGAAACUCAAGGAAUCACAGAUACUUACAAGCUGCUUUUUGAAAUUAUAAAAAUGCCAGCAGUUCUGACAUUUUGCCUUCUCAUUCUAACUGCAAAGAUUGGUUUUUCAGCAGCAGAUGCAGUAACAGGACUGAAAUUGGUAGAAGAGGGAGUACCCAAAGAACAUUUAGCCUUAUUGGCAGUUCCAAUGGUUCCUUUGCAGAUAAUAUUGCCUCUCAUUAUAAGCAAAUAUACUGCAGGUCCCCAGCCACUAAAUGUAUUUUACAAAGCCAUGCCCUACAGAUUGUUGCUUGGACUGGAAUAUGCGCUACUGGUUUGGUGGACUCCUAAAGUAGAACACCAAGGGGGAUUCCCUAUAUAUUACUAUGUUACAGUGCUGUUGAGUUAUGCAUUGCAUCAGGUUACAUUGUACAGCAUGUAUGUUUCUAUAAUGGCUUUCAAUGCAAAGGUUAGUGAUCCACUCAUUGGAGGAACAUAUAUGACCCUUCUAAAUACUGUUUCCAAUCUGGGAGGAAACUGGCCUUCUACAGUAGCUCUCUGGUUGGUAGAUCCCCUCACAGUGAAAGAAUGUGUAGGAGCAUCAAACCAGAAUUGUGGAACACCUGAUGCUGUUGAGCUUUGCAAAAAACUUGGUGGCUCAUGUGUUACAGCAUUGGAUGGUUAUUACGUGGAGUCCAUUAUUUGUGUUUUUAUUGGAUUUGGUUGGUGGUUCUUUCUUGGUCCAAAAUUUAAAAAGUUACAGGAUGAAGGACCUACUUCAUGGAAGUGUAAAAGGAGCAAUUAAUCCAUUCACUACUGGACAUUCUAGAAAGGUUGAAUUUUAGAAUGGGGUUUUAUAAGUUAUGGAGGAUAAAAUGGGUGGGAGAAAAUGGCACUCAGCAUCUGAAGAAAAGUAGAGACAGUAACCUCUAGAACUCAUGCAUUCCCAUGGGGAAGUCUGUGUUGGGCAUCAGUAUCAGAUCCUGAAGACUCGCCUGGAAAAUCAUCCUAGAGACAAGGAGCUACAGCAAACCAUAGACUACAGUACUUUGUCAGAUGGGCUGUCCAUUAUGUAUUAUAAUCAAAAUGUUUACUUGAAUAAAGAAAAACCCACUUAA